This is a messenger RNA of Malurus melanocephalus (red-backed fairy wren), 1835 nucleotides long. It is a transcript of the gene BLCAP, whose product is annotated as BLCAP apoptosis inducing factor. Lineage: Eukaryota; Metazoa; Chordata; Aves; Passeriformes; Maluridae. The record is from RefSeq and is a predicted model, not a curated record. Bases 302 to 565 code for a protein of 87 amino acids. The transcript is spliced from 2 exons.
CCGCUCCGCUCCGUUCCCCGCCGCGCGGGGCUGCCCGGACCCGCCUGACGGAGCCGCCGCUCCCUGGGCCCGCCGGUCACAGCACCGCACCGGGGCCGGGAGGCAUCGGGGACAGCCGGGCGGCCGCCUGGGCCUGCGGGGCCUGCCGGGAGGCCUCUCCCUCCGUCCUCAGGGCGGCCUCGGGAUGGCGGCGUGAGGCGGCGGCACGGCGCGAACAGCCUGCCUGCUGGAGGAGUUGCUGAAGCCUGUUCUGGAGCACAUCUGACUGCUACUGCCACGAGSCCCCAGCCAGCCAGCCACGAUGUACUGCCUUCAGUGGUUGCUACCUGUCCUGCUCAUACCCAAGCCCCUCAACCCAGCAUUGUGGUUCAGUCACUCAAUGUUCAUGGGAUUCUACCUGCUCAGUUUUCUCCUGGAACGGAAACCUUGCACAAUUUGUGCCUUGGUCUUCCUGGCAGCUCURUUCCUCAUCUGCUACAGCUGUUGGGGGAACUGUUUCUUGUAUCACUGCACAGGAUCCCAGUUACCGGAAUCAGCUCACGAUCCCAGCAUAGUGGGCACCUAGAAAAUCAUAAUCUUCCACUCUGCAGAGGGCUCUUGUUUUGCUUUUAAAAUGGGGGUGGGGCUGGGGAGGAGGGGGUGUUGGGUAUGGGMCUGGAGUAAGGACAGCCUGUUUCCUGUAACUGUGUGUGGACUAGAGUGGCAAAUUCUUCCCACUCUGCCUGUGAAAUUCGACUCGUUUACUGUGUGAACUCUGGCAGCACCACCUGCUUUUUUAGAAGCAGAAGUCUUUUUUUUUUUCCUUUCCCGUAUCACCGGGAACAGACACCAGCCCUCUCAACUGAGAACUGCUAGAAGCCUGAGCCGCUGGCUCCUGCCCAGCUGGGAGUGCUGGAGUUGUGUGUCACUUGUCUGCAUUAGGCCAUGGUGGUCUAACUCAGGACUCUUGGCCCACUGAUCCUGCUCGAAUAGCUACAAGAUUCUCUGUCUCUCUUUGUGGGGAGCCAGCCUUCCCACCUUGCUGAUCAAGGGCAAGUGCAACAGCUCACAAAUGGACUUGGCCMAAAGCUGCUGGAGCCAGAGGCAGUUGAGUCAUCUUCUCCUGCUCAGCCUGCCAAAGAGAUGUGUGCACUGCUGAAGUGCUUUCUGAACUCUGUAUGCUCCAAGAUCCCAGUCUGAAAGCCUCAGUUAUGCUGCUGCUUUUAUAAAGCCUCACAGGCAGUAGAGACUGUCUCUUCCCCUCCUCCUACAUGUCCCAGGUUUACCAAGGUAUUGACUGUUGAGAUAAAGAACUGGCAUGCUGCAAGACACAGGGUUGUGGAAGCCACUGUGAACUUCACCCUACAAAACUCGUGCUGGCCUGAAAGGCUGGGUGUGGGCAGGGCAGGAGCGGAUCCGCAGGUGGAGGCAUGGCUUGAAGCAGUAAAUGCUUCAGCCAUUUUCAGAGAUAAUGGUUUUGGGCCAGAGGUGACAAAAGGUGCUGGUGCUACUGAUUAGAGAAGGGCAGAGGCUGGAAGAAUGCCUGGUGUCUCCAGCUUCCCUGGCAGAAGGAUGUCAAGAAUCCAAGAUGGUGGUUGGUCAGGCAUACAGCCUGGGGCAGAGGUUGGUUUGUGAGAAGCCUUAGAGGCUGACAUGAAACGCUUAUCUCUAAACUUUGAAGGUUUCCCUCCACUUUGCCAUCUGUUUGUCUUKCCUUGAGUCUUCUGGUGGAGAGCAGCAGAAGUGGCCAUUGCUCUCCUGAGGCAGUUCACGCUAUGAGGUUGUGAAACUUCCAGAGUAUUGUUUGUUCAUUGCACAGCUGUUCAAAAUGUUUAAUAAAGCUUUAUAAACUUUGG